UUUUGACGGACGAGAGCCGCUGGUAUCAUUCCUGCUGCAACGAGGCGAGGGAGGACACGCCGCCCGCCCCUCACAGACCUGACUGGAGGCUACGAGAAGAUACACGCGUCUACAGUCCAAGUCGCUCACAACUGUUCUUGUGUCCUGCCGUCGCCGCCGCCUGAGCUCCCUGCCCCUCCGUCAUGCCGUGUCAGCAGUCCCCGCACCUGGAGCUGUCCCUGAGGCGGCGGGUCUUCAUCUUCUUCGUGGGGUUCCUGGAGUCCGUUCUCUUCGCCGGCACGGUCUUCGGAUGGCCUCAGCUCGUGCACGUGCUCAAAGUGGAGGGCUUGUAUAGUGACAUGUGUGAUGGGCCGUCCUCCUCGUCAUCCUCCUCCUCCUCCUCCUCAUCGUCUUCCUCAUCAUCCGAUUCGUCUCCAGCUAACUCACCUCAGUCGCCAUCUGUGAAUCAUACCUCGCCGCUCAACGUGACGGCUCUCUUCGGCCCCGAGUCCCCGCCCAUGGAUAUCUUCAACAACUCACGCUGCUACGCUUUCAACCAUACCUACGACAUCUCCCGGAGCCACAGGGUGGGGGUGGAGCAGUGUGAACCCCAGGACGAGCGCUUUGCCCUCAUCUACACCAUAACCGUGGGGUGCUACAGUCUGACUGGCAUUUUAAUUGGGUACUUGCUGCAUCACGCGGGUCUGCGGGUCACCAGGAUUUCCGGAGGAACAAUGCUGGCGCUCAGUUUCCUGUUCCUGGGAAUGACCACGAAAGAUUCCCCAGACUGGCUGUUUCCCACCAUGAUCCUGAUGGCUUUGGGAGGCAACCAGAUCCGAAUGGCAAUCAUGCAGUUUUGCGAUCUUUUCCCCGACCAUCGCUCCACGGCCCUUACCAUCAUGUCAGGGACCUAUGCUGCCUCUGCUGCCCUCUUCCUCGUCUUCCAGUACGCGGCGCAGGUUGGAAUAGGGCGGACGUACGUGUGCUGGGGCCUGUCCCUUCUGAGCGUCCUCACCACCCUGUCCACGCUGCUCAUGCCCGUCCACCACAUCCCCGUGAAGGACACCCGUGGCGAGGACGAGGCACAGCCAGAUAAAUCCAAGCAGCCCCUGUCCAAGAGCGUGAUGUCCACCUCGUCACUCCUCCACCAGUACUUCUUCUUCGUGAGUCUCUUCGCCAUCAACGUGUACCAGCAGAACUACAACGUCUGGAUCAACUUAACAUCGUGCUCAGUGGAGGAGGCGGGCUUCUACUCGAUGCUCUACAGCUAUAGCAACCUCAUCACAGUGUUCUUCGGGCCCCUCGGAGGCGUCUUCACCGAUGUCAUGAUGCGGCGAGCCCAGAGAACCGCGCCGGACGACCUGACGCGGCGGGUGAGGGAGGUGCAGGCGCCCUUCUGGCCCCUCCUCUUCACCACGGCGGCCACGGUGAUGAUGUACGCGAGCAAGUUCUUCCUGCACCCCGCCGCCGUGUACGUGUCCCUGAUAGCCAUGGUCAUCUCCCGCCCCUGUGUCAUCGCCGUGUCCACCGCCUUCGUCAGGAUCAGGUUCCCCGUGAGUCACUUCAACCGCCUGAUGGGGAUCUAUGGCACCGUGACGGCCGUCCUCAUGUUCCUGCAGUACCCGCACUUCAUCUGGGCGCAGCACAUGUACUACACGGCCCACGGGUUUGUGCUGGUGUUGGUGGUGCUGUGCGUAACCUACCCUCUGCACCUGCUGUUCACGCCCCUCAUCCGCCACGCUGUCAUGGUCCGGGACGGCGUCAAGGAGAGUCCGCUGCUGGUGAACGACGGGUCAACGCAGAACGGAGUGGCGAGAGCGUAGCGCGUGUGCAGCUUACAAGACAGCCACGCGACAUCUAUACCCAGUGGGGGCUGAGAGAGAGUCUGUCCUACCCACUUUUACUGUGCCUUGAAUGUUAUCACUGCCUUCCUUACCUAAGUACCCAGAAAGGCGUAAUAGGAGGCCUCACGCUGGUUACCUGGGUCUUCAUCGCUCAAAGACUGUAAGAACUGGCUUUGUAUUUAGUCAAGAAAGCGCCAGUAAAUGCCUAAGUACUUAUCACGCUUGGUUUUCAUCGUUCAGGUAGAGUGAUAGUGAUGAAAUAAUGCUAGUGUUUGUUGUUGUUGUUGUUGUUGUUGUAUUUUGUCGUGUUUCUUCUAGGCAGGAAACGGCGUUGUUUAUAUUGUUCUUGCUGUUGUGUUGUGUUCACCUUGUGUUCAUGUUUGUUUGUGUGUGUGUGUGUCUGUGUGUGUGUGUGUGUGUGUGUGUGUGUGUGUUCAGGAGUGCGUGUGCAUAUGUAUGUUCAUUAUUUUACUUUAUCGUUUUAACUUAAUUUUAUUUCUUCUUUUUACGGAAUCGAAUGAAGUCAAACUGUGUGUGUGUGUGUGUGUGUGUGUGUGAGAGAGACUCAAAUAUUCCAGUGCCAUGUAUGUACAACAAAGUAGCCUAUGCAAAGGUUGUGAUAGGCACUGCGUCACCGCCUCCCUCAGUGCCUGCAGUGCCCGCCUACACUCACUGGCCGGUAACUCUUCUAUCUGUCAAGCUAUUUUUAUUAAUAAAGUAUAAUUUUUACA
Molecule: messenger RNA, 2554 nt
Organism: Scylla paramamosain (green mud crab)
Lineage: Eukaryota; Metazoa; Arthropoda; Malacostraca; Decapoda; Portunidae
Product: equilibrative nucleobase transporter 1-like
Exons: 12
Coding region: 183-1802 (539 amino acids)
Biological process (GO): transmembrane transport
Molecular function (GO): transmembrane transporter activity
Source: RefSeq, a predicted model, not a curated record